Agrilus planipennis (emerald ash borer) is the source of this 1549-nucleotide messenger RNA. RefSeq lists its product as uncharacterized. The transcript is spliced from 7 exons. Lineage: Eukaryota; Metazoa; Arthropoda; Insecta; Coleoptera; Buprestidae. Gene Ontology annotation, molecular function: protein binding. The coding region runs from base 13 to 1479 and encodes 488 amino acids. The record is from RefSeq and is a predicted model, not a curated record.
AAAGUGAAUAAAAUGACCGACCUGGCGUCCAUGUCUCUGGUUAAAAGAGACAAAUUAAGAAAAGAGGCCCGAAAAAAAAGAUUGAUUGAAAUGCGAGCUAAUCUUCCCGUAUUAACUAUAAACGAAAUUCGCAGGAAUCGCAUUCCUUUACAUGAAGCUUUAAUAUCAGAGUUAAACGAAGACGGUUAUAUCAGCUCAGCACAUUUCAUUUCCCAAUUGAUCACUUACCAAAAACAACAGGUCGAGAUCCACGGCGAAGAUUCUAAAAUUGGAUUAAGACCUAAACUUAUUAACUUCCCCGAAUAUCUUCAGAAAUUGUACGAUACCUUCAAAGAAGCUGAAAUAGCUCAUUAUGAAGGAGACACCACAAGGGAAUAUGACAUAGUGCUAGAAACUGCAAUAUUUUUUGCAUAUGGACCCGAAGAUUGGUGGUGGUUGGGGGAACAAUUAUUACUGCAGUGUAUAAAUAUCAUCUAUCGAAACACUGAAGAUGGUGGUAGAAGGGACGCGACUUGUCAAUAUCUCGUUGGAAGAUUCUUAUUAUUGCACAAUGAGGAAGUGGAACAAAGUAUGCCGUAUUUAGAUGCUGCAAGAGUUCAGUCCAAGAAUACCUUUUGGAGCGCCAAAAAAGUGUUACAAAACACGACAGUCGACUGUUCCAAUGAAGAAACGAUAUUUUUUGAAAGUUGCAAAUUACUUUAUAAAGCAUUAAUGAUUACUGCCGAAAGUACCAGAAAAACGGAUCCUGAAUAUUCUGCUCAAUUGUGUUCAAUAGCCCGAAAGAGGGCAAACGAGGCUUGUUUUUACGCUGGAGAGGCAGAAGCCUAUAUGCUACAGGGUCACUGUGAAUUUGAGUGUAUGAAGUAUGAAGCUGCCAUACUAUCUUUUAAUAACUCUUUAAGAAAACAAAUAAAAGCCGAAUCUCCAGAGGGAAUUUGUAAAGUACGAAUACUAAUCCAAAAGGCUUACACCAAAAUAGGCAAAUACGAAAACGCUUUUGAAUGUUUGCGAAUAUUGCUAGAAUACGCAAAAGCAAACAAAUUGGCCUAUUAUAUUGGAUUGGCGUACAGGUAUAUUGGAGAAUAUUAUCUACAUCAAGGCAGGGCAUGUGUAGCCACCCCAAAUUUACUUAAGUCUUUGAAUAUUCUUCAUAACAUAGAUGCACUGACCGACGUUGAACAGGUUCGAAAUUUUGCAGCAAUUUCUGCAGGGCAAGAAUUAAUGACUAACUACGUCAGACUGAUAAUAAAUGUUGGUCAGGAAACGCGUUGCAAAGGAAAGUACAUUUAUAAAGCAUUAGGAUGGAAAGAUACUCGUGAACAAUUCUGGAGUGACGACGAACUUUCGGUUUGCUCAUCUUAUUUAUUCGGAUCUAUCACGCCAUCUAGCGAACUGGAAGACGAAAUGGACUAUUCUAAUCUGGAAUAUGAUAUGCCAGAAGAAGAAACCGCAGAAAUAGACUAUUAUCUUGACGUUUAAAAUUCAGCUCAAAUUAAAUGAAAUGAAAUUUAUUUUUCUAUUGCAAAAUUUAAUACAUACAUGUACGACA